AUGCCAGACCCGUACUACUGGACUUGGCUUCCGUACGCCAAACAACCCUUUUCUAAUGAGACCCGGGAUCUCAUUUUGCCUCAACUUUCGGAUAUGAAUUAUGUACAGGAAUUAUGCGACGAACUCUACGAACUCUUUAAAAAUGAUAAAGGGUUUGAUAGAAAUGUUUUCGAGAAACAGAUGUCUGUGAUGAGAGGACAGAUAUUAAAUUUGACACAAGCUUUAAAAGAAGGCAAAUCUCCCGUACAAUUGGUUCAAAUGCCGGCCGUUCUGGUGGAGCGAAGUCGUGGCGCUCAAAGGGGACGCAUACGAGCCAUGACUGAGACAUUCACGCAAAGCUUUCAACGAAAAACUCCAUUCUUCUCGUGGUGUUGAGUGCCGUGACUUCGGUGGCGAUCACGUCGUCCAUCGAUUAAUUAAAUUGUUUUCUAUUCAACUAAACUAAAGAUUCUUUAACUAAGUGUUAAUUAAAAAACAUUUAUUUAUCAGAAGUUUUUAUUUUCGAGUCAUAACCUAUUGUUUUGAGAGUCACUUAAAUAUGAUUGAUUAUUGCCUAAUGUCUGUGAUAUUCACAACUUUUCCCGAAUAAUAACAAUAAGUAUUGGUUUCGUUAGGAAUAUAUUAAAG
Messenger RNA from Oppiella nova, 627 nucleotides. NCBI's taxonomy places the organism in Eukaryota, Metazoa, Arthropoda, Arachnida, Sarcoptiformes, Oppiidae. The record is from the annotation of a GenBank genome assembly.